Molecule: messenger RNA, 2149 nt
Organism: Chionomys nivalis (European snow vole)
Lineage: Eukaryota; Metazoa; Chordata; Mammalia; Rodentia; Cricetidae
Gene: Rassf2
Product: Ras association domain family member 2
Exons: 11
Coding region: 327-1307 (326 amino acids)
Biological process (GO): regulation of non-canonical NF-kappaB signal transduction; signal transduction; positive regulation of protein kinase activity
Cellular component (GO): nucleus; cytoplasm
Source: RefSeq, a predicted model, not a curated record
CGGGUGGGUUGGUCAGGGAUCGGCAGAUAAAGGCAGAGCUCGGGGAGGCGGGGCGGAGGGGCCAGGAGGGCGGGGCGCCCGCCCCCAGCCGCGCUGUCGCCGCCCAGCCGAGCCCAAGCUAGCCGGUCUCGCGGGUCGCUGGCCAAGCACUCUGGAGCACCCCCCCACCCCCGCAGCGGCGCCCCCACUUUCCAACCCCUGCGGCGCGCGCGGAUGCAGCUGGUCCGGGACGCAGGCAAGACACAGGGCGCGGGGCGCGAGGAGCCGGGUACUGGAGCGGUAUGCGGACGCAAGGCCUCUCCUUCUGAUGAGACGAGAAGGGAAGGAUGGAUUACACGCACCAAACUGCCCUGGUCCCGUGCGGACAGGAUAAAUACAUGUCCAAGAAUGAACUUCUCCUCCAUCUGAAGACCUACAACCUGUACUAUGAAGGCCAGAACCUGCAGCUCCGACACCGAGAGGAGGAAGACGAGUUUAUUGUGGAGGGGCUGCUGAACAUCUCCUGGGGGCUGCGCAGGCCCAUUCGACUCCAGAUGCAGGACGACCACGAACGCAUCCGUCCGCCUCCAUCCUCCUCCUCCUGGCACUCUGGCUGUAACCUGGGCGCACAGGGCACCACCCUGAAGCCCCUCACCAUGCCCACAGUCCAGAUUUCCGAAGCGGACGCGCCCACUGACACCAGCGAGACACCUAGCCCCACAGACUCCAGGGGCCUGAAGCCUGUGCAGGAGGACACCCCACAGUUGAUGCGCACACGCAGCGAUGUUGGGGUGCGUCGCCGUGGCAAUGUGAGGACAUCCAGUGACCAGCGGCGAAUCAGACGCCAUCGCUUCUCUAUCAAUGGCCAUUUCUACAACCAUAAGACAUCAGUUUUCACACCAGCUUAUGGCUCUGUCACCAACGUCCGCAUCAAUAGCACCAUGACCACCCCCCAGGUCCUGAAGCUGCUUCUCAACAAGUUUAAGAUUGAGAACUCGGCAGAGGAGUUUGCCCUGUACGUGGUCCAUACCAGUGGUGAAAAGCAGAAGCUGAAGAACUCCGACUACCCCCUGAUCGCCCGCAUCCUCCAGGGCCCCUGUGAACAGGUCUCCAAGGUCUUCCUGAUGGAGAAGGACCAGGUGGAGGAGGUUACCUAUGAUGUGGCCCAGUACAUCAAGUUUGAGAUGCCAGUCCUUAAAAGCUUCAUCCAGAAACUCCAGGAGGAAGAAGACCGGGAGGUGGAGAAGCUGAUGCGCAAGUACACCGUGCUUCGGCUAAUGAUUCGGCAAAGGCUGGAGGAGAUAGCAGAGACCCCCGAGACUAUCUGAGCCACGGGAGCAAGGGGAAUCCAGACACUCCAGGGGCUGCCGCUGACCUGAGAAGACCCGUGGGAAGCUAGGCACCGGCCUUCCACACAAACCUCUGCAGCCCCCCAGAAGCCAGCAUUGCUCCCUGGAGUAGGACACAGAAGAAAUGUUCCCUAUUUCUGGACCCCUGUCCUUCUUUGUUUUAUUCUCUAAGGAGGCCCCACAAGGUGUGUGUUCACAUGUCCUAGUGUGUGUGUACUCACAUACCUGAGCAUGUGUAUGUGUGUGCUUACAUACCUGGGUGUAUGUGUGUGCACACUCAAAUAUGCGUACGUGUACUUCUUAUGUCCAUGUGCCUCCUUGAUAUUUUCACAUGCAAUUAAAUUCCAAGCAGCCAGCACGGGUGCCACGAGGUGGCAGACACUGCUCCCGGGCAGGAAGAACAGGGGAGGAGCUAAGGCUUUUGCCCCUUCAGGUGCCAACGGCAGUCACACAUAUCUGCCCUAUUUGAAAGGGAAGAGGGUCCUGCAGGCUCACCAUUUGGAAUGGCUGAAGGUUUGUAGCAGAGAUUCUCCCCAUUUGCCAAGAAGGAUGGGUGACUAUGAGAUCCUUGGGAAUUAGCGAUGUGAUAGCCCCAUGCCCUUGGGGGCAAGUCAAGUGAAAUGGAAACGUGAGGUCACUGUGGGGCAGAUGCAAUGUGUCCACGAGUUUUUUUUUUUUUUGGUUUUUCGAGACAGGGUUUCUCUGUGGUUUUGGAGCCUGUCCUGGAACGAGCUCUUGUAGACCAGGCUGGUCUCGAACUCACAGAGAUCCGCCUGCCUCUGCCUCCCAAGUGCUGGGAUUAAAGGCAUGCGCCACCACCA